AGCCGCUCAUCUGCGCGGCGGGCCGGCUGCCGGCGGUGGGAGGCAGGCUGCGGGCAGCGGCGGGCGCACGCACGCACGGACGGAGGGAGCCGGCCCGCCGGGGCUCCGCUGCCCGCCGCGGCCGGGCGGGCGCAGAUGGGCGGCGGCGGGGCGGCGGCGGCGGCAGCAGCAGCGGGAGCGGAGCGGCGGAGCGGCCGCUGCUGAGCGCACCCGCGCAGCGCGCCGCGCCAUGCGGAGCACGCCGCUGGCCGAGGGCGAGCCCUGGCCGCGCCUCUGCGCCGCCGAGCUCGGUGGGCUGCGGCGGCUGCGGCGCAAGCCCGGCUGCAAAAGUUUCCGCGUGGAGCUGAAAGUGCUGAGCGGGAGGCGGCCGGGGCUGCGCGCUGCCCCCCCGCCGCCCCCCCGCGCCCCGCCGCCCGCCUGGGGGCCGCGCAGCGCCGCGCUCGGCCCCGCCGCCGCCGCCAGCGCCUUCCCCGCCGCCCCGCCGCCGCCGCCGCCCGCCGCCUCCCCGCGCCCGCGGCCGGGCGAGGCGGCCGGCGUCUCGCCGGAGAUCAAAGCCCUGCAGCAGACGCGGCGGCUGCUGGCCAACGCCCGGGAGAGGACCCGCGUCCACACCAUCAGCGCCGCCUUCGAGGCGCUGCGGAAGCAGGUUCCCUGCUAUUCUUAUGGUCAAAAGUUGUCCAAACUGGCCAUCUUGAGAAUAGCCUGUAACUAUAUCCUUUCCCUGGCCAGACUAGCAGACCUGGAUUACAGCGCUGACCACAGUAACAUGAGCUUCUCUGAAUGCGUGGAGCAGUGCACUAGGACCUUACAAGCAGAAGGAAGAUCUAAAAAAAGGAAGGUAUUAGCAACCAGGAAGGGAGGAUUCAGAAGAGCUUCCAGCCAGAAUUGCAUCUGUUCUUGGCAAAGGCUGCACGAUCCAGAUGAAGACUGCAAGCAGCUUUUCUACAGAAACCCCUUUUUGAGAUGAUGAUUGGCCAAGGACCUUUCUUAAUCUCUGGAACAGAAAGGAAAAAAAGGAAAAGAAAAGAAAGAAAAAAAAAAAGGACAGGGAUGCUUCUUAUUGUUGUUAAGCCAGCCACCUUUUAGUACGUGCAAUUUAUUUAGCACUUUUCCCUUUGCUUAACUGGGAAAUGUUACCCUCUCAGCUCAUGUGUACAGUAAUUUUUUGUUGUUGUUGUUGUUGCUGUUGUGCCAAAGAUUUGAUGGAGCUUCUACACUGUGUCUUAUUUUUGCCUUAAUGUUAAAUCUUUGAGCCAAAGAAAAGUCAGAGGUGCCAUUCAGAUGGUGGUGAGCAGGCCAGCCAGCUGUCAGUGACAAAUCCGAAUUUCUGAACCCUUCUGUGAGUCGCCUCUUAUUUCUCCUGCCCACACUUCUCUGCCUGCAGCCCUGGAGCCAACGUUCAGUAUGGGCAAGAGCUGGGACAACACCGAGUCGUGCUUCAGCAUUCAGGUUUGCUUCUUUCUUUGAGCGACUCUGUAUUUCUGCCUUUUGGGCAAUUUCCUGAUGUUCCUUCCUGUGCGACACAUCCACAGGGUAGAAAUACUGACACAAAGUGAGAGCUGAAACAGGAGCUAUGAAUUUUAUUUUUUUUAAUAAAUAAUUAAAAUUAAAUAAGCAAAAGCUAAGUGCCAUGUAAAGCAAAAAAAAAAAAAAUUAAUAGAAAGUUCAGCUAGGCAGAAUGAAAUGCAGCAAAAAAAUUCAGUGGGGGUUUCAGGUUUGUGAAGUCGGUUUUUUCCCUGGGGUUUUCCAAGUGGUCAGAAACCCAUGUAAUGCAAAAGCAUUUGAAUCCUAUACUGUACCUUUCACUUCAAAUUGAAGUAAAAAAAAAAGAAAAGAUUGAGAAACAUUUGCUUGGAGUAAGCAGACGUUAUAGGUAAUGCAGUUCAUAUGCAAGACAUCUGCUAAUGAUGGGAGGACAGAGCUCUGUUCAAGUAAAAAAAAAAUAUGGGUUUCCAAACCAAGGAGAUUGAACAUAUUUUGUUUCCCGCUCAAGGGGAAAGGUUAUUUGUGAGGCCAGAUUUGCAUGCUGGCUACUUCAGCAUAAAUCAGGUUCCCGGGUGUCUGACUUACUUCAGUCUAAAUCUGGCUGGGCAUUGCCAGGCGCUGGGGAGGGCGAGGGGCUGGGGCGGGCGAGCAUCAGCAGGCAGGGGAAGGGAAUCAUCUCUGUUCUGCUGACAUGGAUGCAAAACCUGAACUCCUCGGUGCCUGCUUGUUUAUUUCCCAAGCUGAGCAACUGGCAGAUCAACACCAAGCAGGGGAACCAGUGUGCAGAACCUGAGGUCACCAAAGCAGGGUCUGUGACUGGGGGCACCAGGCUGCAUGGUGAGGGUCUGCUCACUGCCAAAUCCCCUGGCCCAGGAGAGGAUGGGCAAGCUCCCAGCGGGGAUGCUCAAGACGUCUUCUACUUGAUUUCUGGGACACACAGGGGCUGGCUGUGUCCAAGCUCCCUCCCAGGAGCUCAUUCUACUGCUCACCCUCCACCCUCACUGCCGGUCAUUAUUAGCAGCCCAAUAAAAUACAUUUUUAGAUUGUCA
Messenger RNA from Falco peregrinus (peregrine falcon), 2534 nucleotides. It is a transcript of the gene ATOH8, whose product is annotated as atonal bHLH transcription factor 8. NCBI's taxonomy places the organism in Eukaryota, Metazoa, Chordata, Aves, Falconiformes, Falconidae. Gene Ontology annotation, molecular function: protein dimerization activity; DNA-binding transcription factor activity. The record is from RefSeq and is a predicted model, not a curated record.